Trichomonas vaginalis G3 is the source of this 420-nucleotide messenger RNA. RefSeq names its product ZGC:162945 family. The transcript has a single exon. The coding region runs from base 1 to 420 and encodes 139 amino acids. Lineage: Eukaryota; Parabasalia; Trichomonadida; Trichomonadidae. The record is from RefSeq and is a predicted model, not a curated record.
AUGGAUGAACCAUGCGAUGAAGAUAUCAUCACCAAGAUAAAAGAAUCCAGAAGGGCGAACAUUGUUGUUACUGUUACACCUGAGAAUUCCGACACAGAUGAAGAGCCAUUAAAUGAAGAAGAGGCAAAAGAGAUGACAUUGACCAAUCCAAUGCCCAGGUUCUCGAUUUCAAUAUUCAUCAGGAUGCAUCCAAAGCUCCAGCUCCGAUCAUUGUGCAACUUCACAUAUGAACAGUUGGAAUACCUCGCUGACAUUAUUGAAUCCAACUGUGGAAGGGCCAGAAGAGGAAGGAAGGUCAAAUUUUCAACAAUCGAGUCUCUCUUCCUCACGCUCACAUAUUACUGCACAUACUUGCCCUAUUCAGCAUUAUGUCCGUUGCUACAUAUUUCCCAGUCAUGCUAUUCCAAAUUAGUUACAUGA